This is a messenger RNA of Platichthys flesus (European flounder), 840 nucleotides long. RefSeq names its product serine/threonine-protein kinase pim-2-like. Gene Ontology annotation, molecular function: protein serine/threonine kinase activity; ATP binding. The coding region runs from base 1 to 840 and encodes 279 amino acids. The record is from RefSeq and is a predicted model, not a curated record. The transcript is spliced from 6 exons. Gene Ontology annotation, biological process: regulation of mitotic cell cycle; negative regulation of apoptotic process; protein autophosphorylation. Gene Ontology annotation, cellular component: cytoplasm. Lineage: Eukaryota; Metazoa; Chordata; Actinopteri; Pleuronectiformes; Pleuronectidae.
AUGGUCCUUGAGUUGCAGUUGUACAACACUGACACCAACACUGGUGAAUCAGCCGAGAUGCCAGCGGAGAGCGCCCAAAGCUCAGAUGGAAUCUCCCAAGAUGAGAUCAAGUUGCUAUUGGGCCAUACCUUUAGAGGUGACCUCGAUGCCAAAUACCAGCAGGGUCUAAGGCUUGAACAGUCAAGCUCUGUCUGUGUUUUUGCUGGCGUGGUGAUAAAAUACCUCCGUGAACCCAAAGUGUUACGUCUUGCAGUGAGGUUAAGGGGUAGGGGGUAUUAUAUCCCCACAGAGGUCGUCCUUAUGCACAAAGCCGCAGGUGGACCAGAGAUGGUGGGCAAAUCUGCGGCCGUGAAUUUACUGGACUGGUAUGACUUGAACACUGUGGUUGUUCUAGUGAUGGAGAAACCAAUCCUCAGUGAAAACCUCCUGCACUACAUUAAGGAGAACAUUGAUCUGAGGGACGAGAGCAAGGCAAAGGUAAUCAUGAAACAGCUGUUGGAGGCAGCCAUCGAUUUACAGAAAAAGGGCGUCUUCCACCGAGAUCUCACACCAGAGAACAUUCUGGUUGAAUUGGGCUCUGCUGUUCCUCGAGUGCGGAUCACUGACUUCGGAUCUGGCUGCAUUUUCAACAACAUCCGAUACUACUACUUGCCUGGAACCAAAACUCGUGCUCCUCCAGAGUUUCUCAUCAGAAGGGAGUACACGCCCGGCCCCAUCACAGUCUGGCAGUUGGGGGCACUGCUUUUUGAGAUGCUAGAUGAAUCCAGACAGUUUUCCACCCAAGGGUUCCUCAAGAAGGAAAUUCAAAUUAUGAGUGAGCUGUCCCAUGGUAAGGACUAG